CACCAGCAUCUGGAAAGAACCAUGGCUAUCUCUCGAUAAACCGAUAGCUCCCAUGGGACCUGCUCACCAAGACACAGAGAAGCUAACAGUCUCAGAACUUUGGAAUAGCCAAACAAAAAGCUGGAAUAAGGAGAAGAUACGACUUCUCUUACCCCAAUGGGAGACAGAGAUUCUACUCCUCAAACCAAGCUGCAUGCAAUUGAUAUCACCAUUUUUGCAAGAUUCUUUGCCUUUAGAGUUCUCGCUAGCGCGCAGAACGAAGCUUCGGAAGUUUGGCCGCGCGCGGAGGAGUUCCCGACGUCCAAAAGUUACGAUCUUGAUAUGGAAAGAUAGAUACUUGAGUCAUGCAUCACGUCGAAGUGGAAUGAAGCCAUUUGGAUCAACUAUGAGGCCUAGACUUAUUUUCUACCGAGACAUGUCCGGUAAGCGAGUAAACGAAGCCCAUGGAGGAUUUGGAGUGUCUAAUGGCCCGAGCAGCAGCGCCAAAGGCCUUGAUCGAAUAGAGAAGAGGCCUGGCUAA
Messenger RNA from Microthlaspi erraticum, 520 nucleotides. NCBI's taxonomy places the organism in Eukaryota, Viridiplantae, Streptophyta, Magnoliopsida, Brassicales, Brassicaceae. The record is from the annotation of a GenBank genome assembly.